Messenger RNA from Olea europaea var. sylvestris, 2057 nucleotides. Its product is annotated as LOB domain-containing protein 21-like. The record is from RefSeq and is a predicted model, not a curated record. Lineage: Eukaryota; Viridiplantae; Streptophyta; Magnoliopsida; Lamiales; Oleaceae. The coding region runs from base 29 to 511 and encodes 160 amino acids. The transcript has a single exon.
UUUAAAGUACACAUGUUAAGAAAAAGUAAUGAAGAGUCAAGUGCCUCGUUCAAGAUCUUCUUGUGCAGCCUGCAAGGCCUUAAAGAGAAGAUGCGCCACAAAUUGCCUGUUUGCUCCGUAUUUUCGUAAGGACGAGCCAAAGAAGUUCGCCAAAGUACACAAGGUGUUCGGAGCCAGCAACAUUAGCAAGAUCCUUAAUGAGGUGUCAGACGAGCAACGUGAGGAUACAGUGAAUUCGCUUGUGUAUGAGGCUGAGGUGAGGCUGAGAGACCCCAUUUAUGGUUGCAUUGGGGCUAUAGCUUCUCUGGAGAAGAAGAUGGUUGAACUAGAGCAUGAUCUGAUGCUUGCUCGAGCUCGUCUUGCAUUUUGUGUUAAUCAGCGCACGUCAUUUUUGAAUGAGCAUGAGAAUAUGGCCCCUUGGAUUCAUGAUACUCCUGAGAGUGGUAUAGUGGAGGCCUUCAACCAGGAUCUAUUUUCCUUUAAUCAAUUUAGCCAUCUUCCAUUUCUUUAACUCUCUCUCUCUCUCUCUCUCUCCCCCCCCAUAUUUUAUGUUUCCAUGACAUAAAUUUAAUAUUUAAUGGAGGUCAUUUGGAUCAAAGUGAAACUUCAUUUAAUUGUGCCUGCAAAAUGGUAUGGUGGCCUUCAACCAGGAUCUAUUUUCCUUUAAUCAAUUUAGCCAUCUUCCAUUUCUUUAACUCUCUCUCUCUCUCUCUCUCUCCCCCCCCAUAUUUUAUGUUUCCAUGACAUAAAUUUAAUAUUUAAUGGAGGUCAUUUGGAUCAAAGUGAAACUUCAUUUAAUUGUGCCUGCAAAAUGGUUUAUGUGAAUAUCAACCCACAGUUGCUUUUUUUUUACUUCUUAUGGUAGUCAUAGAGUUUUUUCUUUCUUGAACAUGAUCAGAUCAGAUUUUCUUAGUUUUCUUCUUCCCUAGCUUUGUUUCCAUAGGGCUCCAGAGCAGGGAAGGGAGACUUGAUUUUUAAGACUCCGAAGAAUUUCUAGUACCUGGGAUUAGACAGCAUCAAGCACAUAAAGAGGUGUGUGAUAUAUGUCGACUAUCAUGUCUAGUACGGCAUUCCAAACCUAUUUCAUAUGAUUCCCGGAUUCAACAAUCAAUGAAAACAAUUUUCAUUAUAUUUGCAUAAUAGAGUACACAUUACCGAAUUAGUCGAUAAGUGGAUUCAUCGUGAAAAUUUUGAGACCUGACCGAAUCGUAUCCAUGGUCACUGAUAAGACCAGAUUAAUUUUUCACAAUCUUAAUUAUUUUGGCCCACUGUAAAAUGUAAUGUUAACUGUCACAUACUAAUGGAAUGCCUUUUAGCUUAGGCAUGUGAAAGUUUAUCAAAAUGGGGGUAAGACAAUCAUAUUGUUUGCAACUUUGCAUUGAUUACAAGUCAAUCACUAGAUAAAGCACAUUUUCCACUACGAAUUCGAACAAGCAACCGAGAAAGUUGAUAUGCAAUAAAUCAUUGGAUGGUUGUUUCUGCGGCUUCACAAAUAGAAAACUCGCAACUGAAUUUGGGCUUUAGAGGUCGAAAAAUCCAUUCUUUGUAAGAUAUGUAAUACGAUCAAAACACUGUACAUUAUCUAAAUCGCUAUGCAUUCUCAACUCAUUUUGUAGGAAAUACUAUGAACAGAUCUUGGCAGCAUAACCCUGUGCAGAGAACACAAAAUAGGCAAAAAUACAUAAACCAAACCAAGAAACUAGCUCAGAACCACACAACCCUGUUUUUGAAAUUAAGAUCGGAACCUGAUUGCUCUCAUUCAACAUAAUACUAUUGACUUUCCUUCACAAGUCCUCGUAAUAGCUAAUGCCCCAGACGAUGUUUCCAUUGCCUAAUUUCAAUACAGAAAAGCAUCCAAAGCAUCAAUGAACACCUAAAACAAAGGAACCCCGGCACUGAUUUGUGUUUUAGUUCCAAGAUGGGACCAUAGCAAGAUCGUAUUAAUAAUCGAAUUCACAGAUUGUAGUCAAACGAAUCACGGGCGCAAAAAUCUUCUGACAAAUUCCAGAUAUUAAGAAUAACUCCCAAUUCUACUGUAUCUUUGGGCAAUAUUUACU